This is a messenger RNA of Oncorhynchus kisutch (coho salmon), 2101 nucleotides long. It is a transcript of the gene plaub, whose product is annotated as plasminogen activator, urokinase b. Gene Ontology annotation, biological process: regulation of cell adhesion mediated by integrin; plasminogen activation. The transcript is spliced from 11 exons. Gene Ontology annotation, molecular function: serine-type endopeptidase activity. Lineage: Eukaryota; Metazoa; Chordata; Actinopteri; Salmoniformes; Salmonidae. The record is from RefSeq and is a predicted model, not a curated record. Bases 129 to 1508 code for a protein of 459 amino acids.
AAACAUUUUGCCCUUCCGUGAGAUCCGAGGAGUACUACUGAGAAACACUGCAUAGUCCUGAACCACACGAUUUCUCCAAACUCUUUGUGCAAGAAGUACAAUAGAUACUUUACCGAGCAAAGAGAGAGAUGGGAAGGACUAUUUUGCUGCUGAUUUUGACAACCACCCUGGCAGGGGUGUCACAGAGUGAGACGGGCUUGCUGAGACAGAAAAGACAGAUUUCUAAUUUCCCCUACCGAAAAAGAUCAGGUGGCCUCUGUCGUCAUGGUGGCACCUCUGUCCCUGCCCUGUCCGGAGAACACAUGUUCUGCUUAUGCACAGUUGGUUACGGUGGCAAACACUGUGAGUUAGAUACAGCAGCCUCCUGCUACACGGGAACUGGGAUGUACUACAGAGGCAAAGUGUCUCAGUCAGAGAGUGGGCGCAGGUGUGUGGGGUGGGACCUGGACACCAGAAAACGCCUGAUGGGGUCUGACGUCUACUCCGGGAGGCACAACUACUGCAGGAAUCUGGAAUACAAACGUCGUCCGUGGUGUUAUGUAAUGAAGGGUGUGGAGCAGGUACAGGAAUACUGUGAUAUCCCUCGCUGUGGCGUACCUGUGGAGACAGGUCCACUUGAUGAUCUGCCCACCGAGCCCACUGAGCCCACUGUACCAGACACAGCGUCCAGUCUGACAGAGUCCACGUGUGGCCAGCGUACCAGGAAGCAGAUGAAGAUCGUAGGAGGGACAGUUGCCGCUGUGGAAUCCCACCCGUGGAUGGCUGCCAUAUUCUGGAGGAGCCGUCAGUCUAAAGAGAACGUGUUCCGCUGUGGGGGAAGUCUGAUCUCUCCCUGCUGGGUUCUGUCUGCUGCCCAUUGCUUCCCUGACAGCUCUCAAACUAAAGCCUGCAGCCUCUUCGUCACUCUGGGGAAGAGUGCCAUCAAUGAGACUGACGACACCAAAGAACAGACCUUUCAGGUGGAAGAGGUCAUCGUGCACGCAGAGUUCGAAAACAGCGAAGGCAACUUCAACAAUGACAUCGCUCUACUGAAGUUAAAGGCUGUAGAUGGUCAGUGUGCAGUGGAGAGCAGCUCUGUGAGGACUGUCUGCCUGCCCCCGGCACGCCAGGCCCUCGGCGCGGGAUCCUCCUGUGAGAUAGCAGGCUACGGAAGACAGAAGGAGGGUUUAUGGUACAAUUCACAGUACCUGAGGGAGGCAACGGUAAACAUUUUGGCCCAUGACGUCUGCUCAGAUAAGGCGUACUACGGAAACCUGAUCACAGAAAACAUGUUCUGUGCUGGGAGACCGGACUGGAGUCAAGAUGCGUGCAAGGGUGAUUCCGGAGGACCCAUGGUGUGCGAGGUGGAUAAUCUAAUGUUCCUUUUUGGAAUCGUCAGUUGGGGCGAGGGGUGUUCUAGAACCUUACGACCAGGCGUGUACACAGCAGUGACCAACUACAACAAGUGGAUAGAAGAAAAAACAGGCUUGUCCUCCAUCGCCUCAGGGUCUAUGUACCCACAGAAAUAACCUCCUCAGGGUCUAUGUACCCACAGGAAUGACCCCCUCAGGGUCUAUGUACCCACAGGAAUGACCCCCUCAGGGUCUAUGUACCCACAGAAAUGACCUCCUCAGGGUCUAUGUACCCACAGGAAUGACCUCCUCAGGGUCUAUGUACCCACAGGAAUGACCUCCUCAGGGUCUAUGUACCCACAGAAAUGACCCCCUCAGGGUCUAUGUACCCACAGGAAUGACCUCCUCAGGGUCUAUGUACCCACAGGAAUGACCUCCUCAGGGUCUAUGUACCCACAGGAAUGACCUCCUCAGGGUCUAUGUACCCACAGAAAUGACCCCCUCAGGGUCUAUGUACCCACAGAAAUGACCCCCUCAGGGUCUAUGUACCCACAUAAAUAACCCCCUUAGGGUCUAUGUACCCACAGAAAUGACCUCCUCAGGGUCUAUGUACCCACAUAAAUAACCCCCUUAGGGUCUGUUAUAGACACUAUAUCAUGUUGUAUAAUUGUACAUAUAGGAAUAUAAGUAUUUUAACUACUGAAAUGUAAACAUAUUUUUGUACUUCUGUCUUUUUCAAAAAGGGCAACAAUAAAUAAUUUUUUAUAUUA